Talaromyces stipitatus ATCC 10500 is the source of this 2499-nucleotide messenger RNA. Its product is annotated as short-chain dehydrogenase/reductase family protein, putative. The transcript is spliced from 2 exons. The record is from RefSeq and is a predicted model, not a curated record. The coding region runs from base 195 to 1325 and encodes 376 amino acids. Gene Ontology annotation, molecular function: oxidoreductase activity, acting on the CH-OH group of donors, NAD or NADP as acceptor. NCBI's taxonomy places the organism in Eukaryota, Fungi, Ascomycota, Eurotiomycetes, Eurotiales, Trichocomaceae.
AAAGUCGAUAACGAGAGACUGCGCACACCACAACAGACGCGUCACAACCUCGCACAGUAUACACCAACAGAUCAUUCAAUCAGACGGCAGCUUUGCGAAUCGCGAGUCUACAAUAUAGCCUCCGACAGCACGAUACGAGAGCUUCACAAGCGCCUAGGGCUUAUCGCGAAUAGCAGCAACAACAGAUCAGAAAAAUGGAGAAAAUCGCAACAUCACCCCAACCUCUCAUUCCCCGACCACCUCAAAAAUGGUACGAACACUUCAAUUUGGACCUCAUCAUCAAAGUCCUGAACCAAACAUUUCUCCACCCGUUCGUCGCAUGGAUCAUUGUCCUCUGUCUCCGUGCUCAGGUUACUCCUACGGAUCACCCGGCAUGGAUAGGCGCGGUCGGCUAUGCGAUCUUCCUCACGUUACUGACAGUUGCCGGCAUGCUCAAUCGUCGUUUGGCGUAUGGUCUGCCUCGGGACGUGGAGCCGAGUCAUGAGGUUAUUGUGAUUACUGGUGGGGGAAGUGGGCUGGGGCAGCUUAUUGCUCAGAUUUAUGGGAUGAGAGGCGCUAGUGUUGCGGUGCUGGAUAUUAAGGAAGUGAGUGAGGUGGAAGGGUGGGAUGAGCUGUCGGGCGUUGAAUAUUAUCAAUGCGACGUGGGGAAUAGGAAGGCUCUGGAGAUGACUGCUAAGAAGAUUGAGGAUGAUCUUGGAAAACCAACAGUGCUCAUCAAUUGCGCCGCAGCAGCUGUACAUGGUUUACCGUUACUAUCACUGACUCCUGAAUCCAUGAAGAAAACAAUCCAAACAAAUUUAAUGGCGCCGUUCCAUUUGAUACAAAUCUUCCUACCGGCAAUGUUAGAAACCAACUUGGGCGGCGUCAUAGUGAACGUGAGCUCUGUGCUAGGCCAUCUCACAGCUGCUGGUCUAUCAGACUACUCUGUCAGUAAAGCUGGUCUGAGCGCACUGCAUAGAUCCCUCGAGGUUGAGCUGAGAGCGUCCGGCCACGAUGAUAAGAUCAAGACACUGUUGGUGGAAACGGGACAACUCUCGACACCUCUAUUUAAUGGAAUAGAGACACCGAGCCGAUUCUUUGCACCUGUCCUCGAGCCUAUUCAAGUCGCAUACGAUAUCGUAUCGGCCAUUGAUAAUGGCCAAAGUGGUGUCAUCAGAUUACCUGCAUUCGCCAAGUUGGUGAAUUGGUAUGCUGUACUGCCUGCUUCCAUCCAAAGGCUCGCCCGCUACCUGAGCGGAAUCGACACUGCCGUUGCAAAAGCGUAUAACCGGAAUGUUUUCCGACCAGAAAGUGUGCCAGAGGAUGGAUCUGAGAGUGAUGUAUGAGUGGUGAACGACAUACGACGAUGACGCCCCUCAAUCUGUGAAAGACAAUCGCGUGACGGGCCGGCAAUAUAGACAUCGGGUUUAUAUUCCCUAUUAAGUUGCAACUCAAACUUAUUGCUCGGUCGCCAGAACCACCUUCUCUCGCUCGGCUCGCUGAGGCACACUGCCUUUCUUACUAUGUUUUCGAACAUUAUCCGCCCUUCGUUUAAUAGCCGCAAGCUCCUCCUUCUUGAUCUCUCCUGCCUUCUUGAUGGCCUUGGGCACAUGGCGGUAAUUCUUGAUCCUCCGGAUCUCCGGCAUGUGAGAAUACCUGCGGAUAAGCGCCUGAUCGUAUUCGAGUUUCUGACGCUGUUUGGCACUUUUAAUUCCUGCCCGGGAUGAGGCGUUGGCACGCCAGAUACGGAUAUUUCCAUCGUCAGAUCCGGACAAGACAUAAUUGUUAUCUGGGGUGAACAUGGCUGAGAAGACCCUGUACAUAGAUGAUGAGCAGCGACACGCAGAUGUUAGAAUUAUAAGACACUAGACUCACCUCUGCAUUCGCUGUGUGUGGUAAACGUCUCUAGAUCGACCCUGAUUUCUGUUGAACAAUCGUAACGUGCGGUCGUACGACGCUGUAACCAAUUCCUCACCAGUGGGACUGAACUCGACAUCCAUCACGGCGGCAACAUGGUCUUUGUAGAUGUUGAGCGCACGAUCCAUCUUCCGCAUGUCAAACAUAUACGCAUUAUGAUCUUCAUUAGCAACUGCGAAGUUGAAUGCUUCCAUAGGGUUCCAAGAAAUGGCAUUGGACGCAAGAGUAAGGAUGACUUUGGCCACUGGUGUAGAAGUCCGUAAAUCAUAAACCACGACAGAGCGAUCGUUUGCCGUAGAACCAAGAAUUGAGGUUUCCGUCUGGUUGAAAGCAACGGAAGUGAUAGUGUCGGUACUAGUUGGCCAGUGAAGGGUUUGGGAUGCGGUUGAAGAAGGACGAGACAGAUCGUAGAUAGAUAUGACAGACGACGCAGCAGCAAACGCGGACUCAUCACGAUGAUGUGAAACACUGGUGAACGGUGUUUGGCCGAGGAAAGUUGCUAGUGGUGGCGCCUCUGGCGAGGAGUUAUAAGGAUCGAAAAGCUUGACGGUCUUAUCGCUAGCGCAAGAAAGAAGUUUGCGAUCGGGAGUCCAGCAAAGGCCC